UUCAGACCAUGCUAAAGACUAAGUUGAAUGUCCUAACUCUUCGGAAGGAGCCUCUCCCAACAGUGAUCUUCCAUGAACCAGAAGCCAUUGAGCUGUGCACCACAACUCCACUCAUGAAGACCCGGACUCACACUGGAUGCAAGGUUACGUAUUUGGGUAAGGUUUCCACAACAGGGAUGCAGUUUUUGUCAGGCUGCACAGAAAAACCAGUCAUCGAAUUAUGGAAGAAGCACACGCUUGCCAGGGAGGAUAUUUACCCAGCUAAUGCCCUUCUGGAAAUUCGCCCUUUCCAAGUCUGGCUGCAUCAUCUGGACCUCAAAGGCGAGGCAACAGUCCACAUGGAUACCUUUCAGGUAGCACGUAUAGCCUACUGCACUGCUGACCACAAUGUCAGCCCAAACAUCUUUGCUUGGGUCUAUCGGGAGAUCAACGAUGACUUGUCCUACCAGAUGGACUGCCAUGCUGUAGAGUGUGAGAGCAAGCUGGAGGCCAAGAAGCUGGCCCAUGCCAUGAUGGAGGCCUUUAAGAAGACUUUUCACAGCAUGAAAAGUGAUGGCCGGAUCCACAGGAACAGCUCGUCAGAGGAAGUGUCUCAUGAAUUUGAGUCUGAUGAUGGCUGA
Molecule: messenger RNA, 620 nt
Organism: Chaetura pelagica (chimney swift)
Lineage: Eukaryota; Metazoa; Chordata; Aves; Apodiformes; Apodidae
Gene: PID1
Product: phosphotyrosine interaction domain containing 1
Exons: 2
Coding region: 9-620 (203 amino acids)
Biological process (GO): regulation of reactive oxygen species metabolic process; negative regulation of insulin receptor signaling pathway; regulation of cell population proliferation
Cellular component (GO): cytoplasm
Source: RefSeq, a predicted model, not a curated record